CAGUACAGUCAAGUGGAGUUUGUUGGAGUCAAGUAUUUCUGGAAAUCUAUGAACCAUGCUCCAUCGUCUUUGUGUGCGGCUACAACCUCGUUAUCUCACAAACAGUGUUGGGGGAAAGCCAGCUGCUUCCAGUGUACUCUCUCGUACGGUAUCUCUUGCAGCCUGUAGUCGACGAGGAGCCAUGGCCAUGCCAUCUCUUCGUCGUUUCUUCACUACAACUCCUGACAACAGGGAAAUCAAAGGCCCAGACUUUUGGAAUGGCUUGACAACAGAGGAGAAGCGCCAGUAUUACCGGUGUAAAAGUCAGUACGAGCCACUUGAUGAUGUUAUCCUGUGGCCCCUCGACCAGAAGAUAAAGCGACUUAAGGUGAAGGACCCGGCUCUGCUGGAGAAGGUCAAGCCCGUCAAUGAUAUUUUCAACCGGAAGGUGUCUCUGUGGCAAGGAGACAUUACACGUCUUGAGAUCGACUGUAUCGUGAACGCCGCCAACAGCAGCCUGCUGGGUGGAGGAGGAGUGGAUGGAGCCAUUCACAAGGCUGCGGGCAAGUCGCUGUUCAACGAAUGCGAGACACUGAAUGGCUGCUCAACGGGUGAUGUGAAGGUCUCUUCAGGUCAUCGUCUUCCUGCAAAAAGGAUUCUUCAUACUGUUGGCCCGAUGGGAAGGAAUCCGGUAAAGCUGGCCAGCUGCUACGAGCGAUCCUUGGAGGAGCUACUCAAGCUGGAAAUGCGUACCAUUGCGUUCCCAUGUAUCUCUACUGGGGUCUAUGGGUAUCCAAGUGAAGCAGCAGCGCAUGUUGCACUGGGCACAGUGCGCCAGUUUCUGGAAACCGCCGACAAUGCCAGCAAGGUUGAUCGAAUCAUCUUCUGUGUAUUCCUGACCUCUGAUCAUCGCUUGUACCAUGAAUUGCUGCCCGUCUACUUCCCCUGUGAUCCUACGCCUGCUGCAGAAUCUGAUGAAGGAACUGCCGCGAAACGCCUCAAGACCCCUCCAGCUGCCGAGGAAGAGACUGAAGAAGAGGAGUCUACAACGGCGUUUGAGUUGGACAGUGUUGACCACCUAGAUUCACUGGAAUCAAGUCCAUCUCACGAUGAGUCAGGUAGGCAAGCAUUGGGUUCAGAAAACACAACAGCUACUUCUGCUGCUGCUGCUGCCGACGCUACUGUGGACCUUGGCCGCCAGAGCUCUGGUACGGACACUCUGACUGCAAAGAUCGAUACUGUGCUAGGCGAACACUCUUCGAGCACUGUAUCCACGCCAGAACCAAGUAACUCGGGGGACGAUAGUGAGGAAAGUCCCACCGCCACCGGCAGUGUUGUGCCAACGCUGAAGAAAGCGUUUACUGAACCUGCACGCCGCGCUGGUUCGUAGUGUACCUGUGCAACAUGCUUUGUCAUACUGGAGGCAGCUUGGUCGGGCUGGAGGCAGCUUGGUCGGGCUGGAAGCAGCUUGGUCGGGCUGGAGGCAGCUUGGUCGGGCUGGAAGCAGCUUGGUCGGGCUGGAGGCAGCUUGGUCGGGCUGGAAGCAGCUUGGUCAGGCUGGAGGCAGCUUGGUCGGGCUGGAAGCAGCUCGAUUGUACUGGAGGCAGCUUUGUCGGGCUGGAGGUGAUAGUGGCAUGAAUGCAAUCACUGCUCACUCCAUUACUUGGAUGCGAGGAAUUUGGUGACAUAAAUGCCUGUCCAUUUUUUCUGAUGCGCAAUCGGCAUGAUGUACGUGAACAUGCGCCAACACGCAUGUAAUACUCAACAGAGAUGCUUUGACUUUGGGCUGGAGAGCUGCGUUUAUUACCAGCCGAAAACUAGAGCGCAGUCUCGUUUCUUUUUUCAAGGACCACCCUGAUCUUCUAGUAUUAUGAAAGAAAAUCGUAAAACAUAUUUCUCGGAAUUGUUGCAUUCUAUUGAUCAUAGCAUUUUGUCUUGCCCUUAAAAAUGUAGCUAUGAAACACAUCGAUUUUAGUUUUAGAUAAGACCAUGAUUGUACUUGAGAAACAUUUGAGAUCAUCUGAUCAGAACUUCAACGUGUACGUAUAAUCAA
Molecule: messenger RNA, 2032 nt
Organism: Sycon ciliatum
Lineage: Eukaryota; Metazoa; Porifera; Calcarea; Leucosolenida; Sycettidae
Product: ADP-ribose glycohydrolase MACROD1-like
Exons: 10
Coding region: 56-1369 (437 amino acids)
Biological process (GO): peptidyl-glutamate ADP-deribosylation; DNA damage response; purine nucleoside metabolic process
Cellular component (GO): nucleoplasm
Molecular function (GO): ADP-ribosylglutamate-[protein] hydrolase activity
Source: RefSeq, a predicted model, not a curated record